Cetraspora pellucida is the source of this 690-nucleotide messenger RNA. The record is from the annotation of a GenBank genome assembly. Lineage: Eukaryota; Fungi; Glomeromycota; Glomeromycetes; Diversisporales; Gigasporaceae.
AUGGCCAAUAUAUAUACACUACGAGAUUUUGAUAAAGGGCAUCACUUUGGUAGUAUGCAGGAACAAAAACUUGAAAAAUCUUUACAUCACAGUUUAAAGUCUAUAUAUGAGCUAAAUAAUUGCAAUAAAACAUUACAAUCCAAAUACUUGAAACAAGUGAAGGCUUUCAAUCGAGAAAGAAAAAAUACCGAGUUUCAAAAAUUAUAUACUCAUAUUUCACAAAUUAUUGAUGAGAGUAAACAACUUCAAAAUGAGAAUACUAACCUUACAUCUCAACUUACUCAAUCACAAAUUUUCCAGACUGAAUAUAAAGCCAAAUAUCUAAAAUCUGAGAAUAAAUCAAAACUUGUAGUUGGUAGGAAUAAUGAAAAAAAUAUGCAGAGCGAGGAACAAAGUUCUAUAAUCAAGUCUGAUAAUAUAUCUGCAAUUAGUAAACUUAUCAAAAAUCUCAGUAAAUAUUUUAUAUAUAAAAAAAGUAUAGAUCAAACUGAAAAAAUUAAUGAUAAUAUCUCAGAUCAUAUUGAUUAUAAGAAUAUCCUGAUAUCUGAGGAAUCAAUGAUUCAAAGCUAUAUUCCAAUUUCAAAAGUCGAUGUCGAGAAUUCUACCAAGUUAAGUGAUGACAUCAAUAUUAGUAGAACUAACAACAAUGUAUUCCAAAGAAUAUCAAAUAUGGCUUCAUACUUUGUAUAG